Messenger RNA from Ochlerotatus camptorhynchus, 8113 nucleotides. It is a transcript of the gene Pten, whose product is annotated as phosphatase and tensin-like protein. The coding region runs from base 2600 to 5428 and encodes 942 amino acids. NCBI's taxonomy places the organism in Eukaryota, Metazoa, Arthropoda, Insecta, Diptera, Culicidae. The transcript has 9 exons. Gene Ontology annotation, biological process: cell motility; protein dephosphorylation; phosphatidylinositol dephosphorylation. Gene Ontology annotation, molecular function: protein tyrosine/serine/threonine phosphatase activity; phosphatidylinositol-3,4,5-trisphosphate 3-phosphatase activity; protein tyrosine phosphatase activity. Gene Ontology annotation, cellular component: plasma membrane; cytosol; nucleus. The record is from RefSeq and is a predicted model, not a curated record.
GAGUUAUUUUAAGGUAGUGAUAUUCACUAUUCAUUCAUUGAUAUCAUCCGGUAUGAAACAAGAGAGAAGCAUACCGCAUAAUGAUAUAAUCCCAGUGUGAACACAGAGCAAGAGUGAGAGACGCCGCCAUUAUUUUCGCACUCACGGAUCAGUGCGUGAGUUCCAUUGUGGACGACGAUCUCGGCGGAUCGAAUCAAAUCAAGUGAGAUCUCAGCCAGUAAGUGAGUUGAAAUUGGCCGAAAAGCGAGUUCGUUCGGAGGCAGUCGUCGUCGGGAGUGCAAGUGCCAAUAGUUUCUCGGACGCUCAGAAGGUUUGUGUUUAGUGGUUUACUUGUGCAACAGAAAUAGCGAAACGUGCGCAAAUAGUGACAUAUUGAAUAACCAAAACCGGACGCGUGCAUAAUUUCGCGAGUGGAUUCACUUUUGGCAGCGAAAACGAAGAUUCUUCUGCCAAGUGCGUAUGACAUAUGCGUGAGAUUGCGUUUUCUUUAUUGUUGCUUCUUGUUUGUUCCUUCAUCGAAUAUCGGUCGAAUCGGCGGAGGCCGUCUUCUUGCGGCGAGAGAGGUGGUCUUCUUUCUCUUGGAUGGUGGUGGAUUUGCAUGGUGUUCUUUGCCGAGUUCGAUGGAUGCGGAAUCUUGCACCAAUACUGUGAUGGAUUGUUUUUACGACGGCAGCCGAAUCGGACGGGAGUAAGUGGUUGUGAAGUGAGUGCGGAGCGAAAAUGAAAACAGGUUUUGAACUGUCAACAAAAAUCUCAUCUCAGUAGUGCAGUGCGAGCAGAACCAUGGAUGUGUUCGAUUUUAUAUUGUUUUGAUGGAUUGACUGUUCGUUAUCGCUGGAUUUCAAACGUUGCAUGCUUUCAGCUCGCUUGUAAUAAUUAAAAUGUCAAUAUCCAGUUGACAUGUGGACGAGUUACAAUCAUCACCGUCAUCAUCAUCGGCAUCAGCAUCAGCAUCAGCAUCCACAACAUCGGCAACAACACGAACAUUGAUUGGCAAAACUUGGUCCACCUCAACAAAAUAAAUACACAGCAUCAACGCGGCAGCAGCAUCCAACGAAACAAGUUUUGCCUUCUUCUUUGAGGUUUCUUCUUGGAGUCGUCGUAGUCCAAGACGCCGUCGUCGUCGUCGUCGUCGUCGGUCGUAAACUAGGUCUUGCGGCGACACAGUCGCUAGUUGCAAGUCGGUACUGGUAGAGGUUAGUUGUAGUAAGUACAAGUUGUAGUAGCUGCACAACUUGGAGCAACGGUGAUAUAGAACCUGGAAUAAGCGCAGAGAUCCGAAGGAUCAGGUCGUGCUCUUCAGGAGUAAUAACAACAACAACAGCAAGAACAUCAGCCAAGCUGAGAUCUAGACGUGAGUAUUAAUGCAAUACAGCAACAAGUCCCGAAGGGAAAGAGUUACGAACGGGCGCGCGCGCAAGAGUAUGAGUGCAUGAGAGCGUGGUGCACGGCAUUCGAGGGUUUGGUUUAGUUACGAGGUGUUGUACUAUUAUGCUGCAUGUGUGCAGUAGGGUACUACAGCCGAGAGUCGAGCCUAUUUCAACUACAGCCAAGCAACGAGCAGCAGCGCGUUGGACGACGAAGCAAAUUCGAAAAAACCGGUGGCUCGUCAGUUCGAUCGUCUCCGGCGCGGUGUGAAGGUGGUGCAAUAAUAUCGCAAUCAGUGAGUCGCGCGUUUCACAGCGGUGUGUUGGUGAAAUUAGAGAAACUCAUGUGCUGAUAUAAGAAAAGCAAAAAAUAAAAUAAAAGAAACACCGUCGAGGUUGAAAAGUGUGUUCUAUUGUGGUUUUACGAAGAAGGGGAAGCAAUUAAUCCAGUGCAACAAGUGCUACUACGGGUUCAUACAAUCACCUGGUGAUUGACAGUGUUCUAGGUUCCUUCCAAGCAAGAGAGAAAUUGAAAAUUUCAACGAAAAGUCCAGUUCGAUCGAAGAAGAAGAAGAAGAAAAAUAUCCCAUCGUAGAAAGGGAUCCAACGUGUGUGUAAAGAAGGAACUAAACUUGGCCCUUGGGUUCGAGUGAGUGUAGGGAGAGAGGAGAGAGAGAGCAGAGGGCUCGAAGAUCUUCCGUUUUGGCAAAUGAACGUUCGAAAUUUCCUCACUAAUGGAAGCAAGUGGAAGCCAUCAAGUGCACCACCAGUCAAGGAUCAGCUCCAUCAGUUCCGAUUGCUGUGAUACAACCAGUAGCAGCAGCCCUUCCGAGGUCCCGAGAACCGUCGUUCCUUGUUGUACCAGUGAAGGUGAUUGUCCGGAGAAAAGUGCAGGUUUACCACUAGUGUCGUUCUGUGUCAGCUCCUUCGGGGGUGAAUAAGGAAGGUAGCAACAGAAGAAGACGACAACUGCCAGUCAGUGUCAGUGCAGUGUUGUUACACACAUGGGGGCAGGAGGCUGGAUAGUCGUUGCAUGAAGAAGCAGAAGCGGCGGAAGAAGAAGAAGAAGGUGAUCUUUGUUUUAGCCCCCUAUAAAGCGAGAGAGAGAGAGAGAGUGAGAGCAAGCACGCGAAGAAAGAAAGAAGAGUUUGACGAGUCGGCAGCAGAACUAGCCAACCAAAAUAGGGAGCUCCAGGAAGCGGUCCUCCCAUUUGCGACGGUUGAAAGUGUGUAUGGCCAACACUCUGUCGGCGAUCAAGAUGACUAAUCCCAUUCGAGGACUCGUGAGCAAGCGCAGAAUCCGGUACACCCAGGAUGGAUUCGAUCUGGACCUUACAUACAUUAACGAUCGGAUCAUCGCCAUGGGCUACCCGGCGGAGCAUAUGGAAUCGAUCUACCGCAACAAGAUCGAGGACGUACAGAAAAUGCUGGAGAAGAACCACGCCGGUUGCUACAAAAUCUACAAUCUCUGCUCGGAGCGGAGCUACAAUCACAAACGCUUUCCGUACUACUCCGUGUACCCCUUCAAGGACCAUAACCCGCCGGACAUCGAACUGAUAACGUCGUUCUGCAGGGAUGUGGACGAGCACCUUCGGGCGGACAGCAAGAACGUGGUGGCCGUUCAUUGUAAAGCCGGCAAGGGCCGGACAGGUACGAUGAUCUGCUGCUACCUGUUGUACAGUGGGCAGUUCAACACGGCGGCCGAAGCACUCCACUACUACGCACAGCGGCGCACAAGUGACAGCAAAGGCGUAACGAUCCCGUCCCAAAGGCGAUACGUCGAAUACUACGCCACGCUACUCAGAAGCAACGAAACCUACCAACCGGUGACGCUAUAUAUUUGCGAAAUUCGGAUAGCUCCGGUGCUGAACUUCAAGGAAGGUACAAUCAGCGUGACCGGCAAGGGUCCGAUGCAGCUACCCGAGUUCAAACGGGCCGCCGACGAGCAGCAGCAGCACGUCGUGGCAAAGCUGGACUACUGCAUGCCCCUGGCCGGCGACGUCAAGGUCGAGCUCGUCAAGAGCUCGGUCCUGCGGAAGGAGAAACGAUGCCAUUUCUGGUUCAAUACGUAUUUUGUGGAGAAGUCAGCGAGAAAAGACGCUGAGGGAAACCUUUUGCUAGAGCUUAGCAAGUCGGAGAUCGACGAUGCUCACAAGGACAAGCAUCAUAAGGAAUAUCCUAACAAUUUUAUGGUUGCGUUAGUACUGCGAAGGGUACCAAACGGUAGAUUUUCGGACAGCGUUAGCCUGAAGACGACGUCUUCUCUAAUAACCUGCGCCAUGGAAAACAACCGGCAAGCCCAUUUAUAUUCCCAGAACCAGCACCAGCAGAUGCUGCUUCAACAGCAUCACUCGCCUCUCCAACAACAGCUCCUGCAGCAACAGCAGCAACCUCCACAUCGACAAAUAGGCAGCGACGCCUACCGACCAACGAUAAUCAAACAUCAUAAUAGCUCACCCGGUGGUUUCCUGCAGCAUGACCAGCAACAACAACAACAACAACACCAUCAUCAACUGCAACAACAGCAGCAACAGAACUCACUGCCACCGCAGCAGAAUAACCACCACAACAAUCAUCAUCCACAGCAGCAGCAGCAGCAAAAUCUUACCGAUAAGCAGCAGUAUUUCAAGGCGGCGCAUGAAAACAGCCAGCAGCAACAACAGCAGCAGCAGCAGCAACACUACGUGGACGACAGCCAUCACCACCACUGUCUCGAGUACUCGGAAACGUCCAGCUCGGAAUCGUCGACCGAAGAGGAAGGAUGGGAUUCCGGAACCGCCGUCAGCAGCACCAUUCGCCAUCAUCGCAUCACCACCCCCACCUUCAACAACAACAACAACAACACGAGCACCAGAAACGGUGGAAGCGGAAAUCGGGUCGCCGUCCUCACCGCCAGCAAUGGCAAUGGCAGCAGCCGAACCACGAACCACGCUUCCUCCUCUCCUCCUCCCCAACAGCAGCAUCGUAAUCGCCGUUUGACAUACGAUGACGAUCAACCGAGUGCUGGUGCCACUACUAGUCACGGGGGCCAGUGCUCACCCAGUGGAAGCCGAUCAUCGGUGACCUCGGCUCCCGAAGCCCCAGUGAAGCCUCCCAGCAUGACGUCAAAAUCGCCAAUCAAAAAGUCGGCCUCGGCCGUCGAAACGGCGGUCACCACUGCGGCCAACAAACUACGUCGAAUGUCGACCAAUGCGAUCUUUAGCUUUAGUGCCCAUAACAGUAGUAACACUAACUGUAAGUCCAACAAUAAACCUAGUACUAGUAGCGCUGUUAGUGGUAGUAGUAACAAUAAAUGUGAUAUUUUCAAUCUGUUGUCGCGAUCGCCGAGUACCCAGCAAGCGUCGUCGAUUCCGCCGAGCGACAAAGGGUCCAAUCCGUCGAGUCCGAUCACCAGUCCGACCAAACUAGUUGCUCGGAGCAUCAGCAAUGAUCCGACUGCUUCCGCGUCCGGUGCACCGACGGACCACCUGAGGCGUGACUCGUUGCCAAUCAUCGGCGGUCUACUGUCGUCAUUCUCGACCUCGUCGGUAUCAUCCUCGAACUCAUCCUCACUUUCUACGUCCACAUUCGGUACGGGCAGCACCCAUCAGGGCCUUCCGCUGCUGUCGACUACCUUGGGUCAGCCGAAAACCAGCAAACUGCAGGCCCUGUUUUCCGUUAGCUCCUGCUAUAACGGGUCCUACGGGCGGAGUGUCAACGGUGGUGAUAGGAAGAAUAAUGGGCGCCACGUAAUUCGCACCAGCAGCUAUGGUGCCUACGGUGAUGCAGAUGAUGAUGAUGAUGAUGGCGGCGGCGGUGGUGAUGAUGUUGAUGACGGUGCCGAACACCACGAAGACGUGGUGGCGGCGGUGGCUGCGGUGGCUUUUGGCAGCAACGGAACCCGUAGAAGCGUUGGUCGGAAGAUCGGCAGCACCACCAGCAACAGCGAUAGCGGUCGGAGUAGUACCGAGAUUGGACCGGAGGUUGACAAAGAUAAAGAACUAUCGCAGCACAACGGUCAAAGUGCUGCUGCUGCUGCUGCUGCCGCCGCUGGCAAUGGCUGUGUGAAAGAUCUGGUUUAGUCGAUUAUUGUUAUCUGUUUGUAAUUUUUAGCUAAGCUUAUGGCGUUUUUUUUUUAAUUUUGACGUGGAAAUCUACUACGGAAUGAGACUGUUACGAAUAGAUGCUCGUACCUUUGGGAUGUUGACCCCGCACCUAACAACGGGACGAAUUUCAGUUGCAAAAAUGAUUACAUGAAACGAAGGAAGAGGAGUUCUUACAAGAGUUCAGGUUGGUUCCAAGAACACUUCUAAAUGAAGUCUUACCAGGUCGAAUCCCCUUUAAAAGAUCUUUAAAUGCUUUCUGGAAGAGGACAAAGUCCAAUGAAAAAUUUAGGCGAAGUUGCAUGAAUUUUCCCAGAGACGUCAUGAGAACUCCGUGAGAGAGAGCAACAAACUUCAAGCGAAAGCCAUAAAAUCCUGCAGAUCUUGAGAAAAUUAAACUUCUUAUGAAUCUUUCAGGAUAAGAUUCCAGAAGGAAUUCUGGGAGCAGUCAGAGAAUACUUCCAAUUGAAAAUGGAUUAAAUUUCCGGGAAAAAAUUAGGAAAUGUCCGAGGGAAGUUGGAUGAAACAUCUGGCGGUAGCCAGAAAUACUUAAGGUAUCAUUUGGAAGAAAUUUCUAUAAAUAUUCAGAAAAAUUGUCCGGGGGCUUUCGGGAAAGUUUAAAAAAAAAAAUCUUUUGGUAGAUCUUGAAAACAUCUUCUUAGAGCACUCGAAAUUUCCGGUGCAAAUUCCCAAUUGCUUCCCAAUUUUCGACGAAGGUAGGUUGAAACUUCCGGGUGCAGUCCCAAAAAAACGUCCAAGAGAGGUCAGAAGAAUUCUCCCAAGGCAACCAAAACAAACUUCCGGGUGAAUUCGGAAAACAUUUUCAGAAGAAGCGGAAAAAGCUUUGGAAAAAACUUCCGUCAGAGGAAAGUAUAAAAAAACUUCCAGCAAAAGUAAGGAUCAGCAUCUGGAGGAUGCUGAAAGAAUCUUUAUGAAAACGACGGAAGAAACAUCCCACGGUACCCAAAAGGACUUCUGAGUUCAGUAGGAAGGGAAAUCUUCCGGAAAUGGAGUCAAUAGCGACCUCAGAGGAAAGUCCUGAUAGACUUCUGUUGGAAGUUCAAAACAUUUUCUAGGAGCACUCGAAAUACUCUGCCGAUCCAUGUUGGAAUAAUCUUUCUGGAGAAGACGAAAGAAUCUUACUGGAGAAGUUGGGUGAAAAUUCCGGGAAAGAAGGAAAAACUUUCGGGGGAAAUUUGGAUGAAAAUCAUCGAGGAGUGGAGGCAGUAGAUACUUAAUGGAAAGUCCAGAUUAACUUCUACUGUAAGUUGAAAACAUCUUCCAGGAGAACUCGAAAGCCACUUCCGGUCCAUGUUGGAAAAAUAUUUCUGAAAAAGACGAAAGAUUCUUACUGGAGAAGUUGGAAGAAAAUUCCGGAGAAAGCAGGAAAAACUUCCUGGGUCGAGUCAAAAUGGACUUCAGGGGAAAUUUCAUAUUUACUUCUGCUGGAAGUUGAAUACAAUUUCUUGGAGCAUUUGAAAGACUCUUCCGGUCCAUGUUGGAAUAAUCUUUCUGGAGAAGACGGAAGAAUCUUAAUGGAGAAGUUGGAUGAAAAUUCCGGGAAAGAAGAAAAAACUUCCGGGGAGAAUUUGGAGGAAAAAUCUUCCGGGUCGACCCAUCCUUGAAAAUCCAGAUUAACUUCUGCUGUAAGUUGAAAACAUCUUCCAGAAGAACUUGAAAGACUGUUCCAGUCCAUGUUGGGGAAAUAUUUCUGGAGAAGACGAAAUAAUCUUACUGGAGAAGUUGGAAGAAGAUUCCGGGCAAAGCAGGAAAACUUCCGGGGUGAAUAUGGUUGAAAAAUCUUCCGGGGUUGAAGUUAAUUCGUACUGGAGUAGUUGGAAGAAAAUUCCAGAGAAAGCAGGAAAAACUUCCGGAGUCGAGUCAAAAGGGACUUCAGGGAAAAGUCCAUAUUAACUUUUACUGGCAGUCGAAUACAAUUUCUUGGAGCAUUCGAAAGACUCUUCCGAUCCAUGUUGGAAUAAUCUUUCUGGAGAAGACGGAAGAAUCUUACUGGAGAAGUGCGACGAAAAUUCCGGAGAAAGCAGAAACAACUUCCGGCAUGAAUUUGGAAGAAAAAUCUACCGGGGUGGAGUCAAUAGGGACUUCAGGGAAAGUCAAGAAUAACUUCUGCUAGAAGUUGAAAAAAAAGUUCCGGAGUCGAGUCAAAAGGGACUUCAGGGAUAGUCCAGAUUAACUUCUGCUGGAGGUUGAAAACAUGUUUUAGGAGCACUCGAAAUACACUUUUGGUCCAUGUUAGGAAAAGCUUUCUGGAGAAGUCGAAAUAAUCUUACUGGAGAGGUUGGAAGAAAAUUCCGGGGAGUGCAGGGGACUUCAGAGAAAGUACAGAUUAGCUUCUGCUAGAAGUUGAAAACAUUGGGAAAAUCUUUUUGGAGAAGACGGAAGAAUCUUAAUGGAGAAGUUGGAAGAAAACUCCGGGAAAGAAGGAAAAACUUUCGGGGGAAAUUGGGAUGAAAAUCAUCCAGAACUGGAGUCAGUAGAUACUUAAUGGAAAGUCCAGAUUAACUUCUACUGUAAGUUGAAAACAUCUUCCAGGAGAACUCGAAAGCCACUUCCGGUGCAUGUUGGGAAAAUCAUUCCGGAGAAGUUAGAAGACAUUUCCGGGGAAAUGCAUGAAAAACUUCCGGGGAGAAUUUGGAUGAAAAA